Messenger RNA from Manduca sexta (tobacco hornworm), 934 nucleotides. Its product is annotated as cysteine proteinase 1-like. Gene Ontology annotation, cellular component: lysosome. Gene Ontology annotation, molecular function: cysteine-type endopeptidase activity. NCBI's taxonomy places the organism in Eukaryota, Metazoa, Arthropoda, Insecta, Lepidoptera, Sphingidae. The record is from RefSeq and is a predicted model, not a curated record. Bases 34 to 867 code for a protein of 277 amino acids. The transcript has 5 exons.
AUGGUUAUUUCCACGUAAGCCAGUGAAUUGAAAAUGCAAAACAAAACCAUUGUAGCGUUCAUUUCGACAUUACUUUUCGCACAAAUUUAUUCGUACCUUUUAAAGUCUGACAACAAAUACAAUGUUAGUCAAUUUAAUUAUAGACCUGUGAAUUAUGGCCCCGUGCCUGAUUACUAUGAUUGGAGGGAGCAAGGGAUGGUGUCUCCUGUGAAAAAUCAACUGACUUGCAAUGCUUGUUGGGCGUUCUGUGUUGUCGCAAGUAUUGAGAGUCAUCUCAAAAUUUAUCGCAAUGUAGAGGAGACCCUCUCGGAACAGUUCCUAAUAGAUUGUGAUGAAGAUAAGAAAGGCUGUGGAAGUGCAUCCAUUAUAAAAACAUAUGCUGACAUAGUAACGAAACUUGGGGGUGUACUCCGAGAAAGCGAUUACUAUCCAUACGCCAGCAGACCUCUUCAAUGUAGAUGGCAUCCGAAGAAUAAGGAGUUGAAAUUAGGACCACCCAUAGCUAGUCCAGGGCUGAUACCCGUGGUAGGGUUCAGAAGAGUGCUCCCUGAUGAGGAAGUGAUGGCUCAAUUUAUAUUCCAAUAUGGACCUUUAUCUGCUGCCAUAAAUUCAGCAUCAAUGGCAAGAUACCGAGGUGGUAUUGACGAACCCACUGACGAGGACUGUAAUCCGCGAGGAUUGGAUCACUCCAUCCUAAUUGUUGGAUAUAGCGCAUACGUGUCCAAGGAAACCGGCAAGACACUACCAUACUGGAUCAUCAAGAACUCCUGGGGAGUGGAAUGGGGAGACAACGGCUUCUACUAUCUCGUUCGAGGACGGAACGCGUGCGGAAUCGCUACGGACGUUUCUUUUGCUUACAUUAACUAAAUAAUAAUAAUGAUUUCUUAAGUUUGCGCGAAUGUUAGGCAUUUAAAUUAAACUAUUUUACGGAUUA